Amoebophrya sp. A25 is the source of this 1242-nucleotide messenger RNA. The record is from the annotation of a GenBank genome assembly. NCBI's taxonomy places the organism in Eukaryota, Dinophyceae, Syndiniales, Amoebophryaceae.
CGAACUCUACUGCAUUCCAAGAAUGUCGGUUUUUUUUCAACACUGCUGGCGAAUGCGGCAGAAAUGCUGCAAUGAGCGAUGUCUCAUUGACGAUCACGAAAUCGAAAUUUUUCAUCAACCAGCGGCAGGUGGUAGAUUUUCCGGAGCUUCGUCGUCCUAUGCUGGAGGAUCUAGCUCUUUAGGCGGCUCUGGCUCUUCCUACACCUACGGGGGACCAGGUCAGAACUACAACUAUCGCGGCAAUUCACAGUUUGGUGGUUCGGCAGGGGCUGUGCCACGAAGUAGAUACGACCCAGAUGCACCAGAAAUCAUGUCAGGCAGAGGCUGGAAUCAAUGGGGAAGUCGCGGAGGAAACAGUAAUUGUGUGUUUGUUGAAAGUUGUAGUUCUUGUCGUUGUAGUACUUGUGACGCUUUAUACCAUGAAGUAAAUGAACUGAUUCAUUCAUUGUGAUUUUUUUACUAGAUACUAGCUACUUCUACGUCUACUAAAUGAAGCAAACCACAAUAUUAAUCAGGCUACUUCACGAAUCCUUUGAGCGGAACGAGAGGGCCUGGUGGUGAGUAUAUGCCUUCCGCUCGGACACGUGACGAAGAUACGAUACUAAAUAGUGCUAGAAAGUAUUUCGCAGAUCGCUUCGGAGCUAGUGGAAGUAUUGCAGAGGGAGUAGAGCCUAAUGUUAAGGCGAAAAUGUGUCUCUGUCAAUCUCCAUGAUCUUGAUCAGAAUUUUUGAUCCAGUUUGUUGCAAGGCAUUAUUGUUCUAUCGUGGGCCAGUUUCUCCUCGAACAUUUUCGUAAUUAUAUAUACUUUUUUUCAAGAGAUCAUUCAAUCAUUGAAACGAACUCACAUCAAGAUAAUUUGCUCCACACAAUCACUCAUUCAAGAUGAAUUUACCUCUAAUACAACUAGCACAAGUGGACAAGGGAGUGGCCUAGAUUCCUAUUUGCACAGCUAUGGAGGAGGAGGUCUGCUGUCGUCUGGAGGAAGUGCUAUAGGGAAUGGUCGACCAAGCGGAAGGCUCGGCAGGGAUCAGCGAAACAGCCAGGGUUCGAUUCCUGUGGCGCCAAGGAGGACAGGGAAUGCCACUCUUUUUCAUACGAGGGGGUGACAAAAUUCAGAUUGACAAGGUGUCUUUCCCAGAAAGGUGUUACUUAUGUAACGACAUGAUGUAACGAUGAAUUUUUCUGAUAACCACAAUGAACUAAUUCUUUGUUGUAGAUGUCGUACUUACAACAAAAGCUAUA